AUGCCUGGUAUCUUGCCGAUGAAAGUGAUCAAGGUCGGCGGCACCCAAAGCCGCAUCGCCCAGGCCUGCGACCGAUGCCGCAGCAAAAAGAUUCGCUGCGAUGGCAUUCGCCCAUGCUGCACACAGUGUGCCAACGUCGGAUUCGAGUGUAAAACGAGCGACAAACUGAGUCGCCGAGCGUUCCCUCGUGGAUACACCGAAUCGCUGGAGGAACGGGUGCGGACCUUGGAAGCGGAGGUGAAGGAUUUGAAGGACCUGCUGGAUGAAAAGGACGAGAAGAUCGACGUUCUGUCACGGAUACAUUCGUUUUCUUCGCCAUCUCAACGAGCCUCAUCUGCGCGAUCGCCGUCUACGACCGGGCCCACCAAAUCCCCCGUAUCAGACGCAGGAGAAGGAGUGAUCCAUGUCGAGAAACCAUCGACUCAAUCUGGAUCCAAAAAGUCAUCUCAAAAUCCUUAUUCUGCGUUUUCGACCACCCUGGGUUUUGCUUCUGCCUUUAACGAUUCUCUUGUCAGCCAAGGAAAAUCGGCGUCAAAACUCUCUAUCGAGGCGCUCACGAAACUGUCUCCGCCUCUUUCUCAUGGAUCUUCCAACCAGACCAUCAAAACUGCUCCACGCCUGGUUUCAGAUCAACUUAUCAAUAUUUUCUUCCAGGAAUGGGCGCCGUUGUACCCGGUAGUGCACCGACCGACCAUUUUGAAAGCCUAUGGAGAGUAUUUGAACAACUCAGACUCCUUGAAACUUGAUGUUCAUGUUAUGGCUCAGUUGAAUUUGAUUUUUGGAAUCGCUGCUUUAUCCUCCAAUUCGCGGACCAACCAAGACCCUGCUUUCUUCGAGCAGAACUGGACUGCCUCGCUUGAUUCGUUCACUAACGAAACCUCCAUCGGAAGCUUGCAGUGUUUCAUCCUGGCCCAGCUUUACUGCAUGACCAAGGGCGAUUAUCGUAGCAUGCUGCGCUACCGUGCCCUUGCGGUUGAUAUCUGCCACCAGUUGGAACUGCACCAGAGCCAAACGGAACCGGUCUCUAAUCCGCUGGAAGCUGAGACCCGCAAGAAAGUCUUCUGGUGUCAAUAUACAGUGGACCGUUUCUGCUCUGUUCUGACCGGGAUGCCCGUUCUCCUGCGCGAAGGUGACAUUGAGAUCGAGUACCCCGUCGAUAUUGAUGAUGAGAAUGUCACUGAGUCUGGCUUCUUGCCAACUCUUCCGGGUGAAUCCACCCGUAUCUCGAGUGCGCUUGCACUCUUUGGCGCAGCCCGUAUCCUGAAUAAGGCCUUGGAGAAUAUGUAUCCCUCGAAAGCUGGGUACGAUGUCUAUAUCGCCAAACUGCGCUCGGUCGCUGCGCAGCUUGAUGAAUGGCUUCACAACUUACCUCCUCAUCUUCGCCUCGAGUUCAGCCAGGACAAGCCCAGCACCAAUGUCACCAGUAGCCGGUCGCCCCUCCUGUCUCUUGUCUACUACUUCAUUCGAUCUUUGAUCCACCGCCCGGCCGUGUGCUUUGCUGAAGAGCAUCUUCGCUCUCCCUCAGUUUUGGCCAUGUCUGAUUCUGCGAAGCACAUCAUUCAGAUUCUUGAGUUGCUGGAUGAGCGCCGACUGUGCCUUUCUGUCAGCAUCAACCGCAGAGAGCUGGUGUUCUUUUCUGGCCUAGGGCUUUUGUGGCAGGCCAUGGGCUUGAAGCGUGACAGCAAGUUGGCAAAGGAGAGUCAGAAGCUACUCUCUACUGUUCUCGAGCAACUUCAACCCGAGUCAUCCACCGCAGCCACCGAGUUCAGAGCACUCGCCAGCACAUUGGUCUCUCUGGACAUGGAUCACAAAACUGUGACCACUAGUAAGCAGUCACAUGAGAUGGAUGCCCCGACCCACAAGCCUCUUCGAUCUCCAAAGAAACAGCUGCAGUCCUUGAAGGCCCGCCUUACCCAUAGUGCAAACAAAAACCAAUCUGUUGCUCAGGGCUCGCAGUCUCGUCGAAAUACUGUCUCUAAUUCCUCACCUCCGCUUUACUCUCAAAAUCUCCGGUCUCCUAGUUGGACAAGUCUCCCUCCAUCUCAAAAUGACCAGUCGCCGGCCGGUCUAUUCUCCUUGGAUCGAGGACGCUCUUCUCUCGAUCUUGGAUCUGACCCACGGCAUCUUUCCUUCAUGGGAUACGACCACCCUAGGGCCGUAUCGUGCUCUACACCUUCGGACGCUACUGCCGGAGCCAUCACAAUGGCCGAUUGGGAGUAUGUCUUGAGCGACAUGGACCGCGGAUAUUCCAAUAUUUUCACUGGCAUCUACGGUGGUAGUGAAUGUGGCGAGGACCCUGGCCCAUUCGCCUCGAUCACGGCCGAGUACGGUCGCAAAUCUCAUGACGCCACACUAAGCAUUCCGGCUCCUUUGUCGAAUGACUUGCAUGAUUUGUCACCAGAAGCGUGGUCUGCCAGCAGUGGGGACUACCCUCUGACAAACGACCAUCCCACGCAAAGCGUGCCAAGCUACUCUGGCGAGAGCAUGGGGAGCAACGAGGACACUUUCACUUCUCUAACCGAUGCCUCGGUGCACCCGGACGAGAUGGGUCUUCUCGACCCAUUCCAAGGACUCGCCAUGCCUGGCAAGGACGAGAUUGAUGAGUUUAGCCUAAUUAACGGCUGGGACCGACGGCUGGCCGUUUGA
This is a messenger RNA of Penicillium daleae, 2646 nucleotides long. It is a transcript of the gene facB, whose product is annotated as C6 transcription factor FacB/Cat8. Gene Ontology annotation, molecular function: zinc ion binding; DNA binding; DNA-binding transcription factor activity, RNA polymerase II-specific. Lineage: Eukaryota; Fungi; Ascomycota; Eurotiomycetes; Eurotiales; Aspergillaceae. The record is from RefSeq and is a predicted model, not a curated record. The coding region runs from base 1 to 2646 and encodes 881 amino acids. The transcript has 3 exons. Gene Ontology annotation, biological process: DNA-templated transcription; regulation of DNA-templated transcription.